CAGAUUAAUGUUUUUUUCCUACUUUAUCUUCCUAAUUAGUACUCAGUGCUUAAUUUUUUAAAUGUUAAAUGAUUAACUUAUUUCCAAUUUAUGUCGGCAAUUCUUUUUUCAACUUUGUUUUUUUUCUUUAGGAAAGUACCUAAAAGUAACUUUGGUUGUUAAACUUCGUUGUAUUAGAACAUUUUAUGAAUAGAUUCUUUACAAAACUAUCCCUCGGCAUUUAUGAAUAUCCCGAAAUGACAUAUCUAUCAUUUGUCAUCUUCCUUCCACGAAUGAAUAUUUAACUUAUAAGCAUCUUAUAAGUUGACCACUGUUUGUCAGCAAUAAGCCAAUAAGCACACCCUAAAUAAAAAAAGGCACAUUAAACGUCUUGCUUCUUACUCUCUAUGAAGUUUUAGGUAGUAAAUGCAUCAUGGGUCUGACAGAAACAGCGUUUCUAUUUUUACAGGGGUAAGACUGCAUACAUCUUGACCCCAAACUCCAAUGGAGUUUAGAUUAUACUAGGUUGUUGUUGUUGUGUCUUUCUGUAGAAGGUGACAUAGAACAUUCUUUGUUAGGGCAUGCCUCCAAAUACCUGGUUUCAUUUCUUUUGAUUUUCAAGAUAUCCUUGAGGAAUAUCUUAGCAAAUGGGAAUACAUGGAUGGAAAUUAUUAUGCUUCAGGAAGUCUUGGAGUUGACAUUACUCGUGUCAAAGGCUUCAGUAAGCAGAUUGUGCUUGGAGUUGAUGAAUAUCUAGAAGUUGUUGAGCUCUAUGUGAUAGAUAUUCUGGGAAGGGCUAUGAAAAAUGUUGAUCUUGCUGUCUCAUGGGUUGAGAAAGCUAGUUUACCUGAGGAAAAGCGGCAGAUUCUGCUGAGGCUAAUACACUCCAUGAACACUUCAGACCUCGACAGUUCAUCCCAGCCCACUGCUUCACUAUUGCAAAUAGAUGAAUAUCCAAAUCAGUCAGAUUCCAUGAUGGAAGAAAAUCCCAGUUCUGCAAACAAUCUGGAGAAUAAUACAAAAGAGACAAUUAUGAAAAUGUACAAAAAUAGAGCACCCUUUUGGUGGUUCCGGACCAUAACUUUGAAGUUUGGGAAUGCUCAAUUCGUUGUCUCAAAUGGCAAAAUUUUUCUAUGCUUUCUACCUCUUACCUUUUUUUAUAUGAUGAGGAGGAAGCCGGACCUGAAGAGUACUUUUAGGAAACAUGCUUGGUAUGUGAAGAAGGCUUUGACUGAUCUCUGGGAACUUGCAUUCUCUACCAAGUGAACCCUCUAGCUGGAGUUCAAUCUCUUCCUCUUGCAGCAGCCCUGGGAACCAACUGAUUGUUCCAUCUCCUUCGUCUUGGUAAUAUCUUAAGGGUGUGUUUGGUUAAAUUAGUGGAUGGGAGGGGAAAUGAUUCCCUUACCUUGAUUUGGACCUUAACCAAAAUGAGGAGAGGGAGCCAUUUUCCUUCCCCUCCAACCACACAAAAACUAACACUGCUUUGGCAAAACAAUACCUAGCUGAAAUAGUAGCAAAGAAAAAUUAGAUGAGUCGUGUCAAUUCAUAAAUAUAUGGCCAAUGAUACACUGAUUAGGCCAUGUACUUCGGUUACUUUGAUGAACUCAUUAUUGAGUCGUGUCAAUUCAUAAAUAUAUGGCCAAUGAUCAAUAAAUAUAAAGACCCAUA
Molecule: messenger RNA, 1647 nt
Organism: Cuscuta campestris
Lineage: Eukaryota; Viridiplantae; Streptophyta; Magnoliopsida; Solanales; Convolvulaceae
Source: the annotation of a GenBank genome assembly